Molecule: messenger RNA, 1095 nt
Organism: Pteronotus mesoamericanus
Lineage: Eukaryota; Metazoa; Chordata; Mammalia; Chiroptera; Mormoopidae
Gene: MAPK11
Product: mitogen-activated protein kinase 11
Exons: 12
Coding region: 1-1095 (364 amino acids)
Biological process (GO): intracellular signal transduction; protein phosphorylation
Cellular component (GO): nucleus; cytoplasm
Molecular function (GO): ATP binding; MAP kinase activity
Source: RefSeq, a predicted model, not a curated record
AUGUCCGGCCCGCGCGCCGGCUUCUACCGGCAGGAGCUGAACAAGACGGUGUGGGAGGUGCCGCAGCGGCUGCGGGGGCUGCGCCCGGUGGGCUCGGGCGCCUACGGCUCCGUCUGCUCGGCCUACGACACGCGGCUUGGCCAGAAGGUGGCGGUGAAGAAGCUGUCGCGCCCCUUCCAGUCGCUGAUCCACGCGCGGAGGACCUACCGGGAGCUUCGGCUGCUCAAGCACCUGAAGCACGAGAACGUCAUCGGGCUGCUGGACGUCUUCACCCCAGCCACCUCCAUAGAGGACUUCAGCGAAGUGUACCUGGUGACCACCCUGAUGGGCGCCGACCUGAACAACAUCGUCAAGUGCCAAGCGCUGAGCGACGAGCACGUUCAGUUCCUCGUGUACCAGCUGCUGCGCGGGCUGAAGUACAUCCACUCGGCCGGGAUCAUCCACCGGGACCUGAAGCCCAGCAACGUGGCCGUGAACGAGGACUGCGAGCUCAGGAUCCUGGACUUCGGGCUGGCCCGCCAGGCAGAGGAGGAGAUGACCGGCUACGUGGCCACACGCUGGUACCGCGCCCCUGAGAUCAUGCUCAACUGGAUGCACUACAACCAGACAGUGGACAUCUGGUCUGUGGGCUGCAUCAUGGCCGAGCUGCUCCAAGGAAAAGCUCUCUUCCCGGGAAAUGACUAUAUCGAUCAGCUGAAGCGCAUCAUGGAGGUGGUGGGCACGCCCAGCCCUGAGGUUCUGGCCAAGAUAUCGUCGGAACACGCCCGGACCUACAUCCAGUCCCUGCCGCCCAUGCCCCAGAAGGACCUCAGGAGCAUCUUCCGCGGAGCCAACCCGCUGGCCGUGGACCUCCUGGGCAGGAUGCUGGUGCUGGACAGCGACCAGAGGGUCAGCGCAGCGGAGGCCCUGGCCCAUGCCUACUUCAGCCAGUACCACGACCCGGACGACGAGCCUGAGGCCGAGCCCUACGACGAAAGCGUGGAGGCGAAGGAACGCACCGUGGAGGAGUGGAAGGAACUCACCUACCAGGAGGUGCUCAGCUUCAAGCCCCCGGAGCCGCCGCAGCCGCCGGGCUGCCUGGACAUGGAGCAGUGA